This is a messenger RNA of Carlito syrichta (Philippine tarsier), 252 nucleotides long. Its product is annotated as protein ZNF738-like. Bases 1 to 252 code for a protein of 83 amino acids. Gene Ontology annotation, biological process: regulation of DNA-templated transcription. Lineage: Eukaryota; Metazoa; Chordata; Mammalia; Primates; Tarsiidae. The record is from RefSeq and is a predicted model, not a curated record. The transcript has 3 exons.
AUGGCUGGUUCUCAGGGGCUGUUGACAUUCAAGGAUGUGGCUAUAGAAUUCUCUCCAGAAGAGUGGGAAUGCCUGGACUACUCUCAGCGAAUAUUGUACAGGACUGUGAUGUUAGAGAACCACAGAAACAUGGUUUUUCUGGGACUUGCUGUCUCUAAGCCAGACCUCAUCACAUGUCUGGAGCAAAGGAAAGAGCCCUGGGAUGUGAAGAGACACAGCACGCUAGCCCAAAUGCCAGGUAGGUGGGAGUGA